AUGCAGGCCUCAAAAACUAUGACAGAUGAUCCUUUGUUCCGUCGAGCGACCCCUUCGCACGGUGCCACCUCUGAGCGCAUCAGUAUCGAGUUACAAGGUCUAGCUACGCAAGCUGAUGAGACGCCGUUGGCAACAACUGCUGCAAAAAGUUUCAACGCCGAUGAUUGCCAUUCUUCGGAGAGUGCUGAGCCAUCACCUGGCCCUGCGCGCAAAGUGUCGCGACUCCAAUCUGUCAUAGAGAUUGCCACUCUGGCUGGAAUCAGUUUCUUAAACACUAUGGGAUCUGGCAUUCUUAUCGCUGCCCUUCCCAGGAUCGCCCAGGACCUGGGCCUCCCCCAAGGACUUAUCCUUUGGCCUGCCGUAGUAUACGCCUUGGCAGCAGGAUGUCUAUUGCUCAUCUUUGGCGCGACCGCAGAUGCAAUAGGUACAAAGCUAGUUUGGGUCACGGGCGCGUUUCUUUACACUGCCUUUACGCUUGCCAUAGGAUUUGCGCAGACCGGCAUUCAACUGAUCUUGUUCCGUGCAUUUCAAGGUGUCGCCAUAUCUAUGUGCCUACCAACGGCUGUCAGUCUCAUCACAAACACAUUUCCAAAAGGCAAGUGGCGCAACACGGCAUUUGCCAUGAAUGGGAUGGGUCAACCACUAGGCUAUGCUCUAGGCCUGGUGUUGGGUGGCAUCUUCACGGAUACUGUUGGCUGGAGAUGGGCCUACUACAUGAUGACGAUCAUUAGCUUUUUUCUUUCUACCACAGCCAUCUGGUCAUUGCCAUCGGUUCCCCGCCCCUCGAACAAGCCAUGGAAGCGCCAGCUGUUGGAGGAUAUAGACUGGCUCGGAGCCAUCAUAAUGAGCGCGGGACUUGGUCUGUUGUUCUACGUCCUGGCAACUACAUCUUCUUCCUACACCAGCAUCAAGAGCGCCCCUUCAAUCGCCAUCUUAGUGGUAUCACUCCUCCUCCUGGGCUCAUUUCCUUUUUGGAUGCAUUAUCAAACUGCGCGAAGCAAGCCAGCUCUUAUACCCAACCGUCUCUGGAGUCAAGCUUCCUUCAGAACCGUGUGUAUCGCAGUCUUCUUUUGCUGGGCAUCUCUCAACGGUAUCGAAUAUUUCACAACGCUCUAUUUCCAACAAGUUGAGGGUGUCUCCGCCUUACAAAGUUCCAUCCGCUUCCUUCCUCACGUCGUCAUGGGAGUUGCAACAAACAUCGUGACUGCCUAUCUCGUUGCGCGAGUGAAAAUACAAUACCUGGCUGUAGUCUCUGCUUUGAUCACCAUGGUAGCACCGCCAUUGAUGGCUACGGUGGACAUUGGCGAGAACUACUGGCUUGCACCCUUUUGGGCGCUGUUCCUAUCACCAGUCAAUCCUGACGUCUUGUUUACGGUAUCGAACCUCGUCAUCUCGGACGCCUUCCCCCCAGAGGUACAAUCGCUGGCUGGAGGUGUGUUCAAUGAGGUCAGCCAGUUCGGAAACUCCGUUGGUCUCGCUGUCACCGCCGCUAUCGCUGCGAGUAUCACCGAACAUUCAGCCUCCGAGAGAGAGCAGGACGCGUUGAUGAAAGGUUAUCGCGCCGCCUUUUGGACAAUCUUCGCUGGUACGGUAGUCGUCGUUGUGGUAAGCGCGUAUGGACUCAGACAUGGCGGCUUUAUUGGUAAAAAGAACGACUAA
This is a messenger RNA of Pyrenophora tritici-repentis Pt-1C-BFP, 1659 nucleotides long. Its product is annotated as ProP, Permease major facilitator superfamily. Gene Ontology annotation, biological process: transmembrane transport. Gene Ontology annotation, cellular component: membrane. The record is from RefSeq and is a predicted model, not a curated record. Gene Ontology annotation, molecular function: transmembrane transporter activity. NCBI's taxonomy places the organism in Eukaryota, Fungi, Ascomycota, Dothideomycetes, Pleosporales, Pleosporaceae.